AUGAGAACGAAACCGAAGCCUGGCUGUUUUGAUACGGCCCCUGAGUUUGACUGUCUGAAGGCUCUCAGGGAAAUCUCUCUCAAUGAGAAGCUCGUGGCCUUUGUCGAAAAAGCUCAUUUAGCGAUUCAGGAAGGAGGUUGUUUCAAUCAACGGGAUAGCUUUAAAAGAUCUCUCCUUCAUUACGCUGCUAUGGGCAACUGUACCAACUUGCUUUAUUAUCUCUUGCAAAGCAGGCGAAAUAUUGAUUCUCGUGACCAAUGGGGGCGGACGCCACUCUCCUGGGCUGCUGAGUACGGCUCAUUGGAAGUUGCGAAAAUUCUACUGGAGCGAGGAGCAAACGUCAAUGCAUUGGAAUCUGAGGAUGGCACACCUUUGACAUACCUGAUGUACGCCGGCAACCCUGAAAUUGGAAGGCACAAGGACACUGAGGCGUACCUUAGAGAUAGAGGCGCGAAGGAAGGGAGAUUGCGAGGUAUCAAGCUCGCCUGGGUCUGGGUUUUGACUUAUUCCCACUUACUCCGACACGUUCGCCCGCGUAUAUGA
Molecule: messenger RNA, 543 nt
Organism: Penicillium vulpinum
Lineage: Eukaryota; Fungi; Ascomycota; Eurotiomycetes; Eurotiales; Aspergillaceae
Product: ankyrin repeat domain-containing protein
Exons: 1
Coding region: 1-543 (180 amino acids)
Cellular component (GO): nucleus; cytoplasm
Molecular function (GO): protein binding
Source: RefSeq, a predicted model, not a curated record